Messenger RNA from Anopheles stephensi (Asian malaria mosquito), 832 nucleotides. Its product is annotated as larval cuticle protein 65Ag1-like. Gene Ontology annotation, molecular function: structural constituent of chitin-based larval cuticle. The coding region runs from base 20 to 805 and encodes 261 amino acids. Gene Ontology annotation, cellular component: chitin-based extracellular matrix. Lineage: Eukaryota; Metazoa; Arthropoda; Insecta; Diptera; Culicidae. The record is from RefSeq and is a predicted model, not a curated record. The transcript is spliced from 3 exons.
UAGAAAAUGUUAAAGGCAUAUGAAACUGAUCGAACGGAUGAAUGGGAUAGGACGGGAGGUUCGUCAGGAUAGUUUGGAUUUAUCGCUCGAAACUUAUCAUAGUGAAGUUUAUAGAGGUGUUUCUUUUUUCACCUUAACGAACUCCGGGCGAAUCGUUUGCUGUCCCCCCACUCACGUAACCAAAACAAAUCAGUCCCACAGAUCAAUGAUAAUGAAUAAAACGCUAGUCGGUCGAUCAACCGUGGCUAGCAAAAUCAAACCCUCGAACCAGUGUCUCUUAAACCGUGCUUGCGUUAGUCCAAAGCUUCACUUCGUCAGAAACAGGUUAGACGUCUUUUUCGCAUCUCAGCAAACCCGGCAAACCAGGACCAGGAUGCCCAGCGUAAGCCGCUGCACACCGCCGAAUCACACCAUUGCUUACUGCCUGACGUUUGUAAUGACGUAUGUUUUACUGGUUAAAGCUCGCCCUGCAACCGAGCGGGAUAACAAUUUGGAGCAUUUUGAGAUCACCAGCGAUCAAAACGAUCAAUCAUUCUCCUACAAAACAACGGAUAAUCAGUGGCGUGAUGAAACGGUAGAAAUCAAUCCCAAAACGGGAACGCUGGUAAUAUCUGGCUGGUACAGAUAUACCGGCCCCGAUGGUGUCAUCUAUCAGGUCAAGUACGUGGCGGACGAGAACGGUUACCGGCCACUCGGCGCUCAUCUUCCCGGUGCCGAUUUGUCCGAUCCGAAUGCCUUCAGCGUCUUCACACCGCUGGUCGAUACUGGCAUUUCGCGAACGGUGCUAUUAUCGUUGGUUGGAUGAUAUACGUUAUUGUGAUAGCCAACAAAC